This is a messenger RNA of Vicia villosa (hairy vetch), 1252 nucleotides long. RefSeq names its product 1-aminocyclopropane-1-carboxylate oxidase. The record is from RefSeq and is a predicted model, not a curated record. The transcript has 4 exons. The coding region runs from base 93 to 1016 and encodes 307 amino acids. NCBI's taxonomy places the organism in Eukaryota, Viridiplantae, Streptophyta, Magnoliopsida, Fabales, Fabaceae.
AACUCUAAUAUGCAUCCUAAAGCAAGCAACCUACAAUAAACUUGGAGAGAAAAGCAUACAAAGGAAGUUGAAGUUAAGAGUUUGAGUGAGAUAUGGAGAAUUUCCCAAUUAUCAACCUAGAGAACAUCAAUGGUGAGAAGAGAAAAGCUACUAUGGAGAAAAUCAAAGAUGCUUGUGAAAACUGGGGAUUCUUUGAGCUGGUGAAUCAUGGCAUACCUCAUGACUUGAUGGACACUGUGGAGAGGUUGACAAAAGAACACUACAGGAAAUGCAUGGAACAGAGAUUCAAGGAACUAGUGGCUGAGAAAGGGCUUGAAGCUGUUCAAACUGAGGUUAAAGACAUGGAUUGGGAGAGUACCUUCCACUUGCGUCACUUACCUGAAUCAAACAUUUCAGAGAUCCCUGAUCUUAGUGAUGAAUACAGGAAAUCAAUGAAGGAAUUUGCUUUGAGGCUAGAGAAACUAGCAGAGGAGCUACUAGACUUGUUAUGUGAAAAUCUCGGAUUAGAAAAGGGAUACCUCAAAAAGGCCUUCUAUGGAUCAAAGGGACCAACUUUUGGCACCAAGAUUGCAAACUACCCUCCAUGCCCAAAACCAGACCUAGUGAAGGGUCUCCGCGCACACACCGAUGCCGGAGGAAUCAUCCUCCUUUUCCAAGACGACAAAGUCAGUGGCCUCCAGCUCCUCAAAGACGGCGUCUGGGUGGACGUUCCUCCCAUGCAUCAUUCCAUUGUCAUCAACCUCGGUGACCAACUCGAGGUGAUAACCAAUGGUAAGUACAAAAGCAUAGAGCACCGCGUGAUAGCACAAAGCGAUGGAACAAGAAUGUCCAUAGCCUCAUUCUACAACCCUGGCAGUGAUGCUGUAAUCUACCCAGCACCAACAUUGAUUGAAGAAAACAAUGAAAUUUACCCAAAAUUUGUGUUUGAGGAUUACAUGAAACUCUAUGCUGGGUUAAAAUUUCAGGCCAAAGAACCAAGAUUUGAAGCUUUUAAGGGACCAAUUGCAACAGUUUAAUUAUUGUUUAACUAUAAAUAAAUAUUAAAUAUAUAUAUAUGUAAACAUGUUUGUUCAAGGGGAAGCAAGCAAAGUAAAAAAAGGUUAAAGUGAAGUGUAUUAGUUUCUCAAAUUAGUAUAUAGUUUUGUUUAUUUAUAUAUAGUGAGUGAUGUGAUGCGAUGUUAUUUAUUCCUUGUAACGUGGAGAAAAUAUUAUGAAAUGUUUUUAAUAAUAAUAUUGUUGGAUUGGAGUGGAG